AUGCCUGCACAAAGUCAGGCAAAGCGCCAAUCCGCACCCCUAUCCGAAGAGAAGCCUGCCAAACGCACUCGUGUAUCACGAGCAUGCGACCAAUGUCGCGUUGCACGUGAGAAGUGUGAUGGCCUCCAACCAACUUGCUCUACCUGCUCAGGAACCACCAGAAAGUGCUCCUACACGGCAAACCCCAAGAAGAGAGGCAUCCAACCAGGCUACAUUCGCACACUCGAGUUGGCACUUGCAUGGCUUUUCCAGCACAAUCUAGACAACGAAUCUGCCCUCAAAGAGAAGCUAGCACAAGAGGGCGCUUCGUCAUUACUCCUCAGCCGUGACUCAAAGGAGUCGAAUAAGCUCCACAGACGAUGGCGCAAAUCAAAGUUCUACAUCGACGUUGACAAGCAGCUGUCUGGAGGAGAGCCUUCAAGGCAUGAACAAGCUACCUCACCCGGUUCUUUUAGCAGCGACGAGGAUUCGGAUACCGAGGAGCCUUUGAACAAAAAGCCCAGCCGUAGCCAAGCAAGUAAUAUUGAAUUCCAGCGCAGGGUUGAGCCUUCAGGUGUUGCACAAAUCGCAGCAACAUCACAUAAACAGCCGGUCAACAUCGGUGCUCCAGAAACAAUCCCACAGGAUAGCUGGCAACUGUUCGAAGUAUACUUUACCAAUAUACACUCUUGGCUUCCCAUAUGCGAGAAGCACGAUACCCUAAAAUCCGCCUAUUCUUACCCUCUGCAUAGCCAUUCCAGCAAUCCCGAGCAAUCCGUUUCUGGGGCACAUGCUGAAAUGUGGAGUAUCCUGGCAGUGGCAUCACUAUACGACGCAAACCUGAACGACCCCCUUGAUCCAUCAUCCACAAGGCCUAUGAAGCUGUACGAGACUGCCAGAUCCAUGAUACCAAGCGAAUCUGGACGUUUCGAUGUCGGACAUAUCAGAGCUCUUCUGAAUUUGGUCGUGUUCAACAUCUCCCGAAUGUUGACGGGUUCAGCCUGGCUACUCGUUGGUUACGCAUCGAGAGCCCUGGAGAAUGUAGACCAAUCAACACUGAUGGCAAACUCUAGACACAAACAUGUCUACUACGGGUGUUUACUCCUCGACGGCAUGCUAGCAUUUCAGCUCAACCGCCGUCCUCACUUUAGGCAGACAGAUCUAGGGCACCUCGGGCCUAUUGACGAAGACGGUUUGGAAGAGUGGCAGCCUUGGUCUGGUUUCAAUGAUCCUAUGCAUGCUGGUAGGAUGACCCCACUGCUUUCUUUAAGUACGUUCAACAAUGUCAUUGAGUUGGUUGACAUACUUGUAAGCACUGGGCGGCAGUCAGCACAAGACACUUACCAAGAAGAGGCUGCUCAGCGUCUCGAGAGGUGGAAAACGUGUCUGCCCCCCAAAGUGGAUGCUUUAUUUUCUAAUGGCUCCUUUUCGUUGCUCGCCCCGCCGACUGCCCUGCUACAAGCGACAUAUGACUGCGCUCUUUUUGUCUCCCAUCCUUCGGAUAUAAGUUUACAACUGUUCCUCAAGGGACUUGAUAAGUGUCAAUUGGACAUUGGUGUCCAACGACUACCCGUACCGAUCAAAUGUCUCGUUGUCACUAUCAGCAGACUUGCUAGUCAACUCAAUCUGCGUGAAACGACCCGCACCCAACUACAAAGGUUGCGAGCGGCCAUGUUACCAACAUCGCCUCAGUUGCAUCAUGAUGAUUCACAGACUCUUGAGAGCUCCAUGAUGCCGGCCAGACGAUCUUCAACAGCCAUAAAUCUGUCAACACCAGAAUCACUCCAAACCGCAACUCCCGAUGGCCGCAACAUGGCCCAGCCAACAAUAGAUCCCCUCAAUGACUUCUUCUCUGGGCCGUAUUCAACGAAUCCAUCGCAUGUGGCAGUGCCUAGUCCAUCACAAACCGACCCACGGUACCCCGAGCUCACCAGCGAUCUCGAGACCUUUUUUGACGAAUUGGCAUCACUUGAUAGCGCAACUCGGCCAGAUAACCAGCCGCAAUUUAUGCAAAACCUUGGUUUCGGGCCUGGAGCAAGCAUGGCUGAUCUGUUCAGCGAAUACAUACCUAUGCAGUCGUCGAAUUUUCUGGUCCGUGACGACGUGGCGCCGACAAAUCUUGAUCAGUAUGCCUUUUACGAUGGGGGCUGA
Bipolaris victoriae FI3 is the source of this 2130-nucleotide messenger RNA. RefSeq lists its product as hypothetical. Gene Ontology annotation, biological process: positive regulation of transcription by RNA polymerase II; DNA-templated transcription. The record is from RefSeq and is a predicted model, not a curated record. The coding region runs from base 1 to 2130 and encodes 709 amino acids. Gene Ontology annotation, molecular function: zinc ion binding; DNA binding; DNA-binding transcription factor activity, RNA polymerase II-specific. NCBI's taxonomy places the organism in Eukaryota, Fungi, Ascomycota, Dothideomycetes, Pleosporales, Pleosporaceae. The transcript has a single exon.